GCUGGUCAGUGCUGCUCGCGCGGGGGGACAGGCGACCACGCUACGUCUCGUGGGAGUUGGAGGUGAACAACCUUCUCUUGACUUUCACUUUCCUUGGAGCGGCGCCCGCGUGUCUACGUCUCCAGUCGCGGCCUCGUGGUUCUGCUGGGUUGAUUGUAAGGCGAUGGAGAACGGCACGAGCAACGGCUCUGGACAUGGCCCGGCCGGUGACGAGCCGGAGGGCCUGUUCAGCCGCGACCUGCUGACGUCACUGGCGUGGGGCGAUUACGCCGACCGGUUCCGGCCGGCCAUCUCGCCGGAGCAGCCCGGCGACGGCCUGCUGCUGCGGCCGCUGCAGCGCGCCGACUACGACAAGGGCUUCCUGACGCUGUUGGGCCAGCUGACGCAGGUCGGGGACAUCUCGCGGGAGGCCUUCCUCAAGCGGUACGAAGGCAUGGCCCGCUGUCCCGACACCUACUACCCGGUGGUGGUGGAGGACGAGGUCAAGGGUCAGGUGGUGGGCGCCGCCACGCUGGUCGUCGAGCAGAAGUUCAUCCACAACUGCGCGGUGCGCGGUCGGCUGGAGGAUGUGGUGGUCAGCGACGACUACCGCGGCAAGCAGCUCGGCAAACUUCUGAUAGCAGUCAUCAACCUGCUGGCCAAGAAGCUGCAUUGCUACAAGAUCACUCUGGACUGCAAGGAUAUCAUGAUACCUUUCUACUCGAAGAUGGGCUAUACGAACGAGAAUGGCAGAGCCAACUACAUGACCAUCCGAUACGAUUGACAUCUAGUGGUGCAGCUUAGAAAUGCUAGUUCGUAGUUAUGCCCGCGCGACUUGCCAGAUGGCGCAGGCGACAGCGGAGGCGCCUGCGGGAAGCGUUCAUUCGCACGAUUCCACCACGCCUGGAGGGAGACUUCAGGCGUGACAUUUUGAUGGUGAUGGUUUACACGGUCUCAUGGCCCUUGCGAGUCGCAACUGCGUGUUUAUCGGUCAUGUUGGUGACCAUUCCCAUGUGAGUGUGAUCAUAAAGAUGAGUAUGGGUCACAAAACUCAUCUCACGAAAGCUCAUCAUGCACCGCAAUACGGGCCACUACGACAUGUUCAGAAUGGUGCGAGGUGAAUGGACACUUUCUGAGUCGGUUUACAUCCGUUUGUGCAAUGAUAGGGUCACGAUAUCUUCAGGCAUUGCUGCAAGGCCUCCUUGCAUGUGUUGUAUUGAUAGACUGAACAGAUAUUGAGGUGCUGGGAUAAUGCAACUUGUAAUUAGAUGUGGCCACUUUAUUCUGGCAGCAUGCCAGAAGCCGCUGACUUGUGUACUUCCGGUUUGAUUCUGAUACGUCCUCACAACCUAUCCAGGACCUCCCCAUCUGUCUCAUUUACGUUACCUUUCCCAUGCCUUACUGUGUAAGCACUCAUCUUCGUGAACAAAGGAUUAUUAUCAGUCACCUUCGUGGAUGUGUCACGUGAUAUAUCCCAUAUCGAACCAUGAGACUGUGGCAGCUUUGAGAAAUGUGUUUAUUUUUGGGAUAUAAACUGUGCCAGUCUGACC
Pollicipes pollicipes is the source of this 1529-nucleotide messenger RNA. It is a transcript of the gene Gnpnat, whose product is annotated as glucosamine 6-phosphate N-acetyltransferase. The coding region runs from base 164 to 763 and encodes 199 amino acids. The transcript is spliced from 6 exons. The record is from RefSeq and is a predicted model, not a curated record. NCBI's taxonomy places the organism in Eukaryota, Metazoa, Arthropoda, Thecostraca, Pollicipedomorpha, Pollicipedidae. Gene Ontology annotation, molecular function: glucosamine 6-phosphate N-acetyltransferase activity.